UUGUGGCAGUGAAGGGUUAAUGAAUUCCAUUACCCGCGCGUGCGCCGUGACAGAAGCGAGAGGCAGAUGCUAGUGCGCAUGCUCGGACUGUCCACGUUGUGACUCAUCCAGACAGCUGCAACACACCGGCGGAAAGAAAAAAAAUGGGGGAGCAACGUUUGGCACGGUCCGCCUUUUUGUGGGGUCUGAGUGGAAUCUACCUGUUUGCGUUUGUAUCUCUCUAUGUCCAGAUUCCAGGUCUGUAUGGACGUGAAGGCAUCCUUCCUGCCAGGAAGAUGUUGCGGUUGACUGGUAAAGGGUUUUGGGAACAGAUGAAAGAUUCUCCGUCAUUACUCUGGUUUGGCCCUCGCCUAGGACUGGAUACAGAAAUGACCAUGGAACUGAUCUGCUUGCUUGGGGCCCUUCUGUCUCUAGGGGCACUACUUUUAAGAUGCUUACGGGACAGCCUGGUCUUCCUGCUACUCUGGGUAUUCUACCUCUCCUUGUAUCAGGUUGGACAAGUUUUUCUCUACUUUCAGUGGGACAGCCUACUCCUGGAGACUGGUUUCCUGGCAGUUCUGGUGGCACCUCUGCAUGCACUGCGCUUUAAGACAUCAGUCUGGAGCUCUCAUGAUGGUGUCACUUUCUGGCUCACCCGGUGGCUCCUUUUCAGGCUAAUGUUUGCUUCAGGAGUUGUGAAAUUAACUAGCCGUUGUCCUACGUGGUGGGGGCUCACAGCUCUCACAUACCAUUACGAAACUCAAUGCAUUCCAAAUUCAGUUGCGUGGUAUGCUCAUCAGCUUCCUGUUUGGUUCCAGAAGUUUUCAGUAGUAGCUACGUAUUUCAUUGAAAUUGGUGUUCCAUGGCUCUUUUUCUUGCCUUUUCGCAGACUUCGCCUCUUCUCAUUUUACUCUCAGGUUCUCCUUCAGGUCCUUAUUAUAAUCACAGGAAAUUACAAUUUCUUUAAUCUACUGACUGUGGUUCUCUGCUGUUCUCUGCUUGAUGAUCAACACAUUGCAUUCUUCCAACAAAACAAAAAAAAACAGCAAAAAGGAGGGAAAGUAAUCUCGCCUUUCUCCCUACGCUCUCUCAUCUCUCUUCUGGAUAUACCUAUAUUUGGGUUGCUUGUUUUCUGGACAGUCAAAUAUUUUGAUCUUCAGAUCAAUUGGGAUAAGCAUUCUUUAGAAUCCAGAACAGCAUUUACAUACCAUGACUUUCAACAUUGGCUACGUACAAUCACUUUUCCCUCUAUUUGGAUUGCUGCAGCAUCAUUGGGAUGGGAGAUUCUUAAAGGCAUGUACAGAAGUGUCUCGGUGAGAGGUUUCUUAUGGAAGCUAUGGUCUACCUUGCAGUGGGUGAUUUUCUCCUGUGCUGCAGCUGCCAUGUUUACAGUCAGUCUGGUACCCUACACAUACAUUGAUUUUGAGUCAAAUGGUGAACUGUGGCCAGAGGUACACCAUAUGUUUAAUAAAGUGGAUCGCUACCAGUUGGUCAAUUCUUAUGGUCUCUUCCGAAGAAUGACUGGAGUUGGAGGGCGUCCUGAGGUUGUGAUUGAAGGAAGUUUUGACAGAGAAACCUGGACUGAGAUCGAGUUUAUGUAUAAGCCUGGAAAUAUCAGCACAACACCUCCAGUUAUCAUUCCUCAUCAGCCCCGUCUUGAUUGGCAGAUGUGGUUUGCUGCCCUUUCACACCAUUCCAAUAGUCCAUGGUUUGCCAGCUUUGUUUACAGGCUCUUACAGGGCAAUAAGGAUGUGAUACACCUGGUGCAAAAUGAUGAGUCUCUCUAUCCCUUCCAUGCAUACCCACCAUUGUACAUCAGAGCCCAGCUUUAUAAAUACCAGUUCACUGAGAUUGAUCAGUCAGGGCACACGCCCAAGAGCUGGUGGCGCCGGCACCAUGUUGAGGAAUUUUUUCCUGCUGUGUUUCUAGGCGACCCUUUUCUGGACAAUCUAUUAUCCCAGCAUGGGCUCAAGGACAAGCCCCCAGCUCGUCGUUCACUGGAUGCUCCAAUUCCAUCUGCCUUGCGGCUGAUUGGUGAUUUUCUGCAUCCUUUACCUGCUCCUCUGCUGAUGCACAGUUUUGUUUUUGGGAUUUUUACCAUUUACUUUCUACAGGCUAUGCUUGGUUGUGUCUCAAGCCCAGGCAUUGCCAAACAAAGACACAGCAAGCCACAGAAUGAGAGGAAAAAGCAGAAGUCAAACAGUGGCAAAGGAGAAUCUGCAUCUACAAAACCUUCGGGUCACGGGACAGACACAGCACGCAGAAAUAAAAAAAGUUAAUGUUUUGACAACAAAAUUAAAGCCCUUUCCUCCGUCCAAAAAUCAUCGGGAUAAGAAGCAGGUUACAUUUAAUUAUGUUUUGAAUAUGUUGCAAUUAUCACCUACUUGAUGUUUUAAUAAUCCAUGUCCCUAAAAGCUUUCAGUCUCUUCACUUUGAAAGAGCAGGUCCCCUUUUGCGGUGAAGUAAUAAGUUAUCCCAGAGCCCCUGUGUACUAUAAACUUAGGGCUAAAUGAAAGAAACAUUGAACUAUGUAUUGCUAAGAUGUAUAUGUUUAAUAAUGAAAUGAAAAAUGCUUGUCCCCUGUAAAGUAAGGUCUUAUAUAAGGGUUUUUUUUUUAUUUACAUUUUUUAAUUAUGAAUUGUCCUGUGUCUUGCUUAUGCCACUUCUUUAUAGCAGACUAUCAGAAUGUGCCUUGUUAGAGGGUUGGAGAUGUAUUCCUCCUGCCUGAAUCCACAGUUGCCUUAUCGCUCUUUUGUGGGCUAUGCCAGAUAUUUACUGGCUAAUAUCUUAUCCAUCUCUUAAAAAUUAAAAUAACUAUUACACAUGCCUGCAGUGCUUGUUCACGCAACAGCCUCUGGUUACAUACAAGAUUAUGCACCGCUCAAUACAAUGAUUUUGUAAUAAAUAUUUGUUUGCAUCUCUGA
Xenopus laevis (African clawed frog) is the source of this 2903-nucleotide messenger RNA. It is a transcript of the gene lmf2.S, whose product is annotated as lipase maturation factor 2 S homeolog. Lineage: Eukaryota; Metazoa; Chordata; Amphibia; Anura; Pipidae. The transcript has 14 exons. Bases 144 to 2258 code for a protein of 704 amino acids. The record is from RefSeq and is a predicted model, not a curated record.